GAAAAGUCUGGCGAACCAUAUCUAGAAGAAAGUGCAUUUGAAACAGUGGAAGAAGACUUCCAAGAAGUCAUCAAUCUACUGAAGGGAGAUAAAACUCUGGAAAAAUUCCGAAUAGAAUAUGAGAAGCUCCAUGCUGUUGUGAAGCAGUCUCAUGAAAAUGAAAAGCGUCUCACGGAGAAAUGCACGAAGCUGGCUGCUGAUCUUUUGGUGACCUCAUCUAAAGUAGCUGCGCUCACAAAGCUCAGUAAAGAUGAUGAGGAAACUAUAUCAUCAAUGAAGAAGGAGCUUGAAAAGGCCUGGAAAAUGGUGGAUACAGCCUAUGAAAAGGAACAGAAAGUGAAGCAAACGAUUAAUUCACUGCAAGAGGAAAUUACACGCCUAAAUAAUUUAGGAUCUGGAUUGUCCCCGGGACAGGAAUACAGUAUCCCGGAUUUGCUAAAACUUAAAGAAGGCCUAACAAAGGAGCGAAACCAAGUGUUGUCAGAUGUCAUGAAGUUACGUGAAAGUCUAACUCAAGCCACAGAGCAGCUGCAGGACACAGAAAGGGCAAAAACCAAGGCAGAUGAAUCCAUUAUGCAGCUUCAGCAAGAAAUCCAGCUGCGUAAGAAUGAAGUAUCACGAGAGGCUCGAAAGAAGGAAAAAGUGGAGAAGGAGCUGAAAAAUAUUCUAGCUGAACUGGCUAACAAGAAAGCUGAGAUUAAGAAUUUAGAGCAACAUAUACAGAGGAACAAAGAGGAACAAAUGAAAGUGGAACAGCAUCUAAAAGAACAGAAGAUCUUGAAUGAAAGAGCUGGCAAGGAACUUGAGCAACUUCAGAUGAGAAAUAAUAAGCUCAUGCAAGAGAGUGAGCAGCACAGUGUGAUGAUUAAAGAGAUGAUGCAGAACAUCCAGCAGAAGACAGAAGAACUGAAAGCCAGAGAUGAUGAAGUGACUCAGAUGCGCCUUGAAAUUUCAAAGUUGAACAAAGUAAGAGAUGUUCUCCAGAAUAAGCUGCAUGCUGCAGAGGAACAAAAAGUUGAUGCAGGUCAUGAGAGAGACACUCUAAAACAUCAAAUAUUGGGACUGGAGAGAGAGUUGGAGGCUGCCAAAAAGCAGGCGGAGAUUGACAAGAAAGCUAUAGAUGAGCUUGUGAAGGAAAAGGAUCUGCUAAGCAAGAACUUGGUCAAGGCUACCAAUGCCACUCAGAAGCAGAUAAAUUUGGUGAAGCUCCAUGAACAGUCAAAGAGGAACUUGGAACAAGAAAUCCAAAAUUAUGAGAAAGAAGCUCAGAAAGAAAAGAAGAUUAUUUACCAAUUGGAGAAGGAGAGAAAUUGUUUCAUCAAUGAAACCAGUGAGCUCAAACAGAAGGUCCUCCAGCACCUGAAAGAUAUUGAAAUACAGGAAAAAGAGAUUUGUGACUAUAAGAAGAAAGUAGAAGAGUCUGCGAGUAAAUUAAAAGAGCAACAAAACUGCUGUGAAGCUCUGAGAGUAGAGAACAACCUGUACUGUAAAAAUCUGAUUGAAGCUAAGGAUGGGAUAGCAGAAAUGAAGACGAAACUGACGACUGUGACACAUCAGGUGGAUCAGCUGAAAGAGGAGAUCGCAGAGAAAGAAGCAGCGCUUGUGAAAGCACAUGUAGAACAUCAGAAAACAGAGAAGGAGAAGAAAUCUUUGAAAAAUGAACUGCUUAAGAUGGAAAAACAGGCUUUGGAAACCAAACAGUUUAUAGAAAGUCAGGAGGCAGAAGGGCGAAAACUCCUACAAAUCAUUGCUGAAGCUGAUGCUGAGAGACUGAAGCAGAAGAAGGAAUUUGACCAGGUUGUCAACGAGAGACGUAUCCUAGGGUCCCAGCUUAUUCGGCGCAAUGAUGAAGUGGCUCUGCUCUAUGAAAAGAUAAAAAUCCAGCAGUCCAUCUUAAACAAAGGGGAAGUCCAGUACCGACAGAGAAUGGAAGAUAUCCGACUUCUCAAGCUGCAGUUGAAAAAACGUCAGUGUGAGAAGGGAAUACUUGGCAAGAGUGCGGCUAAUGUGAAGGAGCUCAGACAGAAGGUUCAUCACAUGCAGAAGGAGCUAUUAAAGGAACAGACUCGGUGCAAAGUUUUGGAAGAAGAACUGGAGAAUCCCUUGAAUGUUCACAGAUGGAGAAAAUUAGAGGCCAGUGACCCAGGUACCUAUGAGCUGAUUCAGAAAGUACAGAGACUACAGAAGCGGCUUAUCAGCAAGACACAUGAAGUGACACAGAAAGAAUUGCUCCUUCAGGAAAAGGAGAAACUGUAUGUUGAAUUGAAGCUCAUGUUGUCCCGGAAGCCUGGGCCUGAAGCCGCAGAACAGUUGCAGCACUACCAGUACACUCUCCGAGAGAAAAAUAAACAGCUGAAAGUUUUGUCCUCAGACUUGCAUAGGUAUGAAUCACAGAGCCAAGAAUACAAACGUGAAAUCGAAAGACUUGCCAAUGAGCUUCUGGAUGUGAAAAAGAAAUAUCUGGCUCAGAAACGCAAGGAACAACAGGCCAAGGAGAAGGAGCGAUUCUUGCCUGACAUGGAACCUGAGUUUCCACACCACAGGCCUGCUGUUCCUGGCUUCACCGGAGAGGUCUUUGGUCUCAGCAAACCUCCUCCCAAAGUUACAGCUUAG
Molecule: messenger RNA, 2613 nt
Organism: Leptosomus discolor (cuckoo roller)
Lineage: Eukaryota; Metazoa; Chordata; Aves; Leptosomiformes; Leptosomidae
Gene: CFAP58
Product: cilia and flagella associated protein 58
Cellular component (GO): cytoskeleton
Source: RefSeq, a predicted model, not a curated record